Arctia plantaginis is the source of this 351-nucleotide messenger RNA. The record is from the annotation of a GenBank genome assembly. NCBI's taxonomy places the organism in Eukaryota, Metazoa, Arthropoda, Insecta, Lepidoptera, Erebidae.
AUGACCAACCCUUACGGUAUUUCCGAUGCAGAAUUUAAUAUCAUUAAGCAGCAGGCUGCGAGGCGUGCUACCUUGAGAAAAGAAUUUAUCAAGCAAAAGACCAACCCUUUUAAACAUGCCAAUGAAGCUGGCUAUGUUUUUGACACAGCCAUACAAAAGUUCUUGUCGAUGAAAGUGACUCAGUUGGAUUACUUUACUGCAAACAGAACCACUAGCGUGUUCGGAGUCUGCGCUGUUAUUAUUCCUAUGUUUGCUUAUGGAUAUGCCCUUUGGAAACAUAGAACCACGCGCGAGGCACAAAUAAGGAGUGGAGAACUUCGUUACAAGGACAGGCUGUUCAAGUUCGCGUAA